AGAAGAAGAAGAAGCCAGACAACAACAAGGAGCGCACGAGCCGUGUGUACCAGAGCAGAAGGCUGCCUCAUCCACGGAAAGACUGACUGAAGCUCUACGAUGCCUGUGGCCUCCACCAGGACAGAACCGGCGCCCCAAGUGGUGGACGCCAUGAGUGACAGCACCACCAGCUCCACCACAGCCAAUGACCUGGACCUCAUCUACCUCAAGGGCAUCAUGGAGAGUCCUCUGGAGCAGGAGGAGAGCCUGAAGGAGCCUCGUCUGUCACCUGUGAGGGACAACAACGUGGAACUCCUGCAGGAGAUCCUCAAAGACCUGGACCCCUUCACACACCAGUCAGACACUGCAGCUGAACUGGCACAAAUACUGACACAGCCCCACUUCCAGUCUCUUCUGGAGACUCACGACUCAGUGGCAUCCCAGGCCUGUGAAAGACGGACUCCCAAACAAUCCCCACCCCCUCCUGAUGCCAUCCGGAUGGUGGGCAUCCGUAAGGUGGCCGGGGAGCACCUGGGGGUGACCUUCAAAGUGGACAGUGGUGAGCUGGUCAUAGCCCGUAUCCUCCACGGUGGAAUGGUGGAUCAACAGGGGCUGCUCCACGUUGGAGACAUCAUCAAGGAGGUAAACGGGCGAGAGGUGGGCCGGGACCCCCGAGUUCUGCAGGAGGAGCUACAGGCCACCAGUGGAAGUGUGGUUCUGAAGAUUCUACCCAGCUACCAUGAAGCCAUACCGCCACGACAGGUCUUCUUUAAGUGUCACUAUGACUACGACCCAGCCAAUGACAACCUAAUUCCAUGUAAGGAGGCGGGGCUACGAUUUGAGACUGGAGAUAUCCUGCAGAUCGUUAACCAGGACGACGUCAACUGGUGGCAGGUGGAGCUCAGAAACACAAAGCGAAUCCUGAUGGAGAUUCAAGUCUAA
Messenger RNA from Sphaeramia orbicularis (orbiculate cardinalfish), 921 nucleotides. Its product is annotated as MAGUK p55 subfamily member 2-like. The record is from RefSeq and is a predicted model, not a curated record. Bases 100 to 921 code for a protein of 273 amino acids. Gene Ontology annotation, molecular function: protein binding. The transcript is spliced from 9 exons. Lineage: Eukaryota; Metazoa; Chordata; Actinopteri; Kurtiformes; Apogonidae.